GAGCAGUGAGCCAGGGGCCGGCCGGCGGCGCUUCCAUGGGCAGGGGACGGCGAGACGGAGCAGCCGGGGCCGCGGGCGGCGGGAGAGGCUGAGCCGCCCCCAGCGAGAGUGACCUCCGCCGCCGCCGAGGGAGGGAGGAUGAGGCGCCUGUGGCUCGCCGUCUCCGUGCUCCUGUCCCUGGGCGGAGAGUGCAGGCCGGCAGGGCUGACAGACGAGCCUGGGGUGAGGCAGCACUGUGUGUCGGGAGCGUGUAACCCCCAGCUGGGCAACCUGGUGGCAGGCAGGCAUCUGAAGACCACGUCCACCUGCGGCGCCCACUCCACCGAGCUCUACUGCGCGUACACGGGCCGGGGAUGCAGGGCCCGCGCGGAGUGCGGCAAGUGCGCUUCAGGCCAGAGCCCGCGCCACUCCCACCCAGCCGCCGCCAUGACCGACUCAUCAUUCCGCUUCCCCCGCACCUGGUGGCAGUCGGCCCAGGGCAGGCACAGGGAAAGCAUCCAGUUGGACCUAGAGACACACUUCUACUUCACUCACCUCAUCAUCAUCUUCAAAUCGCCCAGGCCGGCCGCCAUGAUCCUCGAGAGAUCGCAAGACUUUGGUUCCACCUGGAAGCCAUACAAGUAUUUUGCCAGGAACUGCAGCGAUACCUUUGGAUUGACAGACGACCAGCACUGGCCUGGGGCAAGUUGUACAUCCAGAUAUUCAGAUCCAGUCCCUUGUACCCGAGGGGAGGUGAUAUUCCGCGCCCUCUCCCCGCCUCGUCCCGUGCGUGACCCGUACAGCCUCGGGGCCCAGGAGCGGCUGAGAGUCACCAACCUGCGUGUCCGGAUGCUCAAACGCCAGGCCUGCCCCUGCUCAGCCCAGGACAGCGCCCUCAAGCCCCAGGCCUUCGCGCACUACGCCAUCUACGACUUCAUCGCCAUGGGCAGCUGUUUCUGCAACGGCCACGCUGAGCGCUGCGAGCCAGCCGAGGGCUUCGCUCCAGACCCGGGCAACCCCCAGACUGUGAUCCAUGGCAAGUGUAUCUGUGAGCACCACACGAUGGGGGAACACUGUGGGACUUGUACCCCUCUGUACAAUGACUGCCCGUGGAGGCCAGCGGACGGGAAGAAGGGACUGGCAAACCAGUGCCAAAAAUGCAAGUGCAAUGGCCACGCGCAGAGCUGCCACUUUGACCUGGGCGUGUGGCUGGCAUCAGGCAAUCGCAGUGGCGGGGUGUGCGACCACUGUGGGCACAACACACAGGGGCAUCGCUGCCAACUGUGCCAGCCCGGCUUCUUCAGGAACCUGCACGUGCCACAAUCUGCCGUGGACACCUGCCUGCCCUGUUCGUGCCACGGGGUGGGCUCCACCAGUGUGCCCCUGCAGCCACACUCACCCUGUGAUGCCGACACGGGCCAGUGCCUGUGUAAGCCUGGAGUGGCCGGGCCCCGCUGCGACAAGUGCCUGCUGGGAUACUGGGGUCUCGGCCAAUAUGGCUGCCGACCAUGUGACUGCGCGGGAAGCUGUGACCCUUACACCGGCGACUGUAUCGGCAGCCCUGCAGAUACUGGCUGGCACCGUGGGUCUCCCAGCCUGGCCCUUUCCUCUGGAUUCAAUGGAAGGGGUCCCACCUGGAACUGGGAGGAGGAGCAAGGUUUCUCCGCUCUGCGACAUUCAGGGAAGUGCGAGUGCAGAAGCCAAGUCUUAAAAAGCCCCCAGUUAUUCUGCAGCAUGAAGUUCACAUACGUCCUCAAAGUAAAGAUUCUCUCAGCCCACGACAAGGGGUCACACGCAGAGGUCAAUGUGAAGGUCAAGAAGGUGUUUAAACGGACCAAGUUAAAGAUCCAGCGGGAAAAGUGGAUCCUUUAUCCUGAGUCCUGGACAACCAGAGGAUGCACCUGCCCCGUUCUCAAUCCUGGUAUGGAGUACCUGAUAGCGGGGCACGAGGAUGCCCGCACCGGCCGCCUGGUGGUCAACAUGAAGAGCUUCGUGCAGGCGUGGAGGUCGGACCUGGGGCGGAGAAUGGGCCACAUCCUGAGAUCCAAGUGCUAGUGGUGGCCGGAGCGUGGGUUUCUCGAGGAGUCGAGAGCAGGUCUCUCUCCCGCGGGAAACCUUGAGCGGAGAAUUGCUCCAUCGACGCUCCAGGAGAACGGCUGCAGAUCUAAACAUGAUCUGCUGAACUCCUUGAUGUUUUUUUUCUCCUCCAUCCUCCCCCCCCACCCCCCUUCAAAAAGAAGACUCUUGCUUUUUAAUAUAACGCACUUUAUUAGAUGGCCAUCAUGGCGAGAGAAAGAUUACGGGACGGGCAACUUGAGAAGUCUAUCUGGAUGCUGACGGACCCAGUAGCGGGAAGGCAGUCGCACUACCUGCUUCCGUCCACAAUAAGGGCUCGGAGGAGCUGAGGGAGCUUUAGCAUCCACUGAGACAAGGAGACAAGGUGAACGGGAAGAGUCGUGAUCCGACAGCUGAUUGUUGGUUGCUUUAGUGCUGAGAUCGAGGACAGACGGACGGACAGACAGACGGAGGAUAAGCCAAGCUGCACAGGUCAGCUCCAAACUCCCUCUCUGACUCCUGGUCUGUAGAAGUUGCCUUUCAGGCCGUGCCGUGCGCCUGGUUCUAAGCUCCUGCCUCCAUCGACCACCGAACUCAAUGAAUAAAUACACGUUUUCCGCAGUUGAACGAUAGGUUUUGAUUUUGGUAGAGGUGGAACUUUAUGCACUGGAUUUGUAAGGGAAAAUUGCAGUGUUACGCGACGAUACGUAGACUUUGAAUGAUGAUGUAUAGCUACGUGUAUGCACUUCGCAGUCCUAUGGAUUUGCAAAAUUUGACAUUUUGCCAUUUAUUUUUUACUCAAUUCAUGAAAUAAAAUUGGCACAGUUGU
This is a messenger RNA of Leucoraja erinaceus (little skate), 2863 nucleotides long. RefSeq names its product netrin 4 (gene ntn4). Gene Ontology annotation, molecular function: protein binding. The record is from RefSeq and is a predicted model, not a curated record. Gene Ontology annotation, biological process: basement membrane assembly; substrate adhesion-dependent cell spreading; cell migration. NCBI's taxonomy places the organism in Eukaryota, Metazoa, Chordata, Chondrichthyes, Rajiformes, Rajidae. Gene Ontology annotation, cellular component: laminin trimer.